CGCGAAGACGUCUCACUACGACUCACUAGAAAUAUGCGUCUGAUGAAAUGAGGGCGACGCGAAGCGAGUAACGCAUCUCAACGUCGUCGAUGAUCUUCGUCCAGCUCCUCGACGCGGCUGUUUGGCCGACUGUCAUCUUCGGCUCGCAUCUUCUUCGAUUUUGGAUGAAGUAUCCCGGCUUCGCGAUGGUAAACUUCCCGACCGAGACGCGCUGAACAUCGUCACCACUCGAAUUACGAUGACGUGGCCGAUGAGUCUCCAAGCCCCUAAAACAGACGGCCCGCCGUUGCCAUUUUAAAGGGCGCUCUCCGACAAGGAGGUGGGAGAUGAGACGCUGCUGCGCGAGACCUCGUCAUGAGCAUCCAGAGUCUGGGCGGAGCCAUCGGGGAUUCCCUGGGCUCUAGCCUGACGGUACGCAUGAGCGGCGCAGGCGGCGUCCGGAGUUCUCUCUCCCUGAAGUCCGCCGGUCGUAUCACGUCCCUCCUCCAAACCAUGGUCCCCACCGGCUACGCCAAGCUCCAGGAGGAGCGUCUGGCUAUGGCCGACCUCGGCGCCAAACCCGAGACCGGCGCGCUCCAGAACGGCUACAGACAAGAAACGCCUCACCUGGAAGGCCGGCGCUUGCUGGAGCGCGCCUCCCGCUCCUCCGUCACCCUGUCGGACUCGAGAGACGGGAGCUACUCGGAACUGGAGCCCAUGUUGGCCGAGAGGAGGCUGUCGGGGGACGAGGCCGACGGCGACGAGGAGGAGGAGGAGGAGGAGGAGCAGGAACAGGCGCAAACCGCUGCGCACAUUCUGCCCAAGGAGUCGCCCCUCGCCAUGGCUUUGCAGAUCCUCGUGCCUUUCCUGUUGGCCGGAUUUGGAACCGUAUCAGCCGGUAUGGUGCUGGACGUUGUGCAGCACUGGGAGGCGUUCCGGUACAUCACGGAGAUCUUCAUCCUGGUUCCCGCUUUGCUGGGUCUCAAGGGCAACUUGGAGAUGACUCUGGCCUCACGCCUCUCAACAGCGGUGAACGUGGGCAAGAUGGAUUCUCCAAUAGAGAAGUGGAAUCUAAUAAUAGGCAACCUGGCGCUCAAGCAGGUUCAGGCCACCGUGGUGGGCUUCUUGGCAGCCGUGGCGGCCGUGGUCCUCGGCUGGAUCCCAGAGGGCAAAUUCCAGAUGAGCCACGCCGUGCUGCUGUGCUCUAGCAGCGUCGCCACGGCCUUCAUCGCCUCCACGCUGCAGGGUUUCAUCAUGGUGGGCGUGAUCGUGGGCUCGAAGAAGACGGGCAUCAACCCGGACAACGUCGCCACGCCCAUCGCCGCCAGUUUCGGUGACCUCAUCACCUUGGCAAUCCUGGCGUGGAUCAGCCAGGGCCUCUACAAGUGCCUGGAUUCGUACCCGUACGUGUCCUCCCUGGUCUGUGCCUUCUUCAUGUGUCUGACGCCCGUGUGGAUGGUCAUCUCCUCGAAGCACCCGGCCAGCCGCACGCUGCUCUACUCCGGAUGGGAGCCGGUCAUCACGGCCAUGGUCAUCAGCAGCAUCGGAGGUCUCAUCCUGGACAAAACUGUGUCUGACCCCAAUCUGGCCGGAAUAGUGGUGUACACCCCCGUGAUCAAUGGUGAGUCACACAGGAACUUGAUGAUGGCGCAAAUGGGCGUUUGGCAUGGAUUUGAAAUGAUGGAAUGAACCAAAAAGCAAUUGAUAAUGAAGUAGUAUUUAUUGAUUGAAAUCAUUCAAUUUUGGGUUUAUUUGUUUGAAAUAGAUUCAUUAGCAAAUGAAAUGAAUUCAAAUAUGCUUAGUUCAUUGAAUACGUAACUAAUAAAAAGACGGGUUAUUACGACUUGAGGGUUUCACUGUUCGUCAUCCAUUUUAUAGCGUAGCCUUUGCAGGAGAAGGAGGAGGAGGAUGAGGAAGCGGUGGGCCGAUGGCCUCCAGGCAGCGGUUUUACCGAUGUACAGUAAAGCAUCUAGGGAGCCGUAAAAAGAAAUGUACACCCUAAAGGGCCGUAUCGCCGUACACAUUAAACGCGCCUUCAUAAAUCCGCGGCAGUUUAAAGGCGCGUAGUCCUUCCACACCUGGCGCGCUUAGUUUUCGGGGGCCCUUCAGCUCCAUGUGUCUUAUCGGGUCAGGUUGACCCACGCUAAAAGUAAACGGCACGUGUUGCCGUGACAGAUGAAAAGUGUCAGAUAAUGGGCUGACAUGUAAUGCGAGACGCCAUAGACGGGCUAAAGGAAUUUCAAGGAGAUGUUACGGUAAUUAUAAAUGUUGAAAAAAGUGCACCGAAACUCAGGCCUCCGGCUCCCCCGCCACUCUUAGAGCAAGCGCGAUGGAAAAUGUACGCAGACUCACCUUCGCGUCUUGGAACGGGCACGCAAAUUCCCACCUUCAGGAGUCCGAGCCGAGCCAGCGUAUUUUUAUGCAAAACGACGCCACGAGUGUAUUCGUGUCUCAGCAGCAAAAACUGCUCAUCACCAUAAAGUAAUAACCUGGCAAUAUUAGAUUACGGUUAUUUUCACUCCUGUCCCGUGCGGUCCCGGCGCCUCUUCCGGCCGCUAACGGGCUCAGCCGACGGCGUCCACGGCUGCGCGACGAGAGAUGAGCUUUGAAUUAAACGUUAAUCAAAUUGCUUUUUGCCGAGAGAGGUCAUCCGGGUCGGCGACGGCUAGCUAAAAGGAACGCGCGAGCGUCUCGCGUAUUCGGAACGAAGCGGGCGAGGCCGCGGCCAACACGAGCAACGAAAGGACGCCGCGUGGAUAUUUGAUCAGGGAGGAGCUCGAUGAAAUAAAACGGACGAAGCAACGGAUAUUCAUACCUGAAAUAAAAAGAGGAAUUUUUGCGAUCUUUGAAACCCUAACGUAAAAGUUGUUAGAAGGUGUAACAUAACCCCGUUGCCUUCGUUUAGUAUGCAUUCCUGCAUGAAAGUGGAAGUGUUUGCAACCCUCCGCUGCUUGCGCACCUUGGAUCGCACUGCAGCUUGUGACAAAAACGGCCAGCUUUGCAAAUGAUAUGCAAAUGUCUUGUAAAUGCCCAGUCUGGCAAGAAGAAUUCAGAUGUUUCCACCUCUUUUCCAAGUGCAUUCACGCUGGAUGAAUAAUAACCUAAUUUACAAUAUUAAGGGAGAUUAUUGAAAUGUUUCCAUUUGGAUUUUUGUGUUUUAUUUUUUGAAUUAAAAUGAUUUUUUUAAUAGCGUUCAUCAUUUGCGGUGCUUAUCGUUGGCCACGUUGUAGCACAUCCGCAGAGAAAAUUAGUUUCAAACUAACGUACAGUGUUUUCCAACAAUGACGCAUGUUGUGAAUAUGAGACAAUCAUACUGAGAAAAUGUUAUGGAAUAAUUUGCUCUUGACGUGCGACGCAUCAAACCUUACCUGAAUCCAAAGUUUCAUACUGGACGAUGCUGGGUCAUUUGUAUGUUUGUUUUUUGCAUUAUCAUCCCGUCUGCACCUUGAAGUCUGUCAUUUGCGUAAAUAGUCCCAAUAAAAUGAAGGUCUGUUUCAUCGUGACACUAGUAUAAUAGUGUGACCCAAUAAAAACAUGGAUCCUUAAAAAGAAUUCAAUGUCAUAUUCGAAAUGAUGUAAAUCAUUCUGUUGAGUGUCCAAGGUAGAAUAAGGUAGUUUGUAUUAAUAAAUGCUGCUCUGUGGGAGCUGCAGUCGUGGUUAAAUGUUGAAUAUUUAUUUUAUACAGUCUUAACAAAAAUGCCUCUGAAGAUUUGUGGACUCUUCGUAGAGUUGGAGGUCGUAAAUUUCAACGAAGAGAAAAAGAAAAGCAGUCUCUGAAAUGUGCACAUAGCCUGCUUUAUACCCGUGAUACAGAACCUUUGUCAAUCCAAAAAUGAGAUACGCUCGAGGGCGGAGCAGUCGAAUCACCGUUAAAUCGGGUCGGCGACCCUGCGGUACAAUCAAGAUUUUUGCAUUACGCGCGGCUGUUUACCAAACGCGAGCGGCGCGGUCAACGGUUUUCCGUGGCCAGGAGCUAUAAGACGCAUUUACGACAACGUGUGAAUGUCACAAUCCACAUUCACAGUAAUUCCAUCGCGAUUAAUUGGAAUGAAAUUGUCACGUGGCGUCUGUCACCGCAGCGCGAAUGUUGUCGAGGAACUCCCCCUCAAAUGGGUAGAAACAAGAAGUAGUUCUAUACUAUUGUGUUUUUCAUAAUCAUAAUAAUAAUAAUAAUACAAUUGCUGCUCUUACAAGGGAGGAUGGUUUGAAGAAAGUUGAAGCUGACUUGAACUGAUAGAAAAAUAAGGAAUCUCCUCUCCCUAACACAGAAAUUGAAAGGUGUAUUUUUUCCAAGGACCGUAACGCAUUAUAUAUGAGUAAGAAAUAAAGGUUGCCUCUUUUAAAAACAAAUGAAAAUAAUAAUAAUCAGCG
Phyllopteryx taeniolatus (common seadragon) is the source of this 4350-nucleotide messenger RNA. It is a transcript of the gene slc41a2b, whose product is annotated as solute carrier family 41 member 2b. Gene Ontology annotation, molecular function: monoatomic cation transmembrane transporter activity. Gene Ontology annotation, cellular component: plasma membrane. NCBI's taxonomy places the organism in Eukaryota, Metazoa, Chordata, Actinopteri, Syngnathiformes, Syngnathidae. Gene Ontology annotation, biological process: monoatomic cation transport. Bases 355 to 1668 code for a protein of 437 amino acids. The transcript is spliced from 8 exons. The record is from RefSeq and is a predicted model, not a curated record.